UCAGGUUCCGAGGCGGCGUCAGCAAGCGGAAGGCCUGUCUGCCUGGCCGUGGACUGGUCGCGUCCUGAGGCUGCCCCGCUUCCCGCUGUCCCUCUUCCCCGAAGCCGCCGCUCUCCCCGCAGAGUUUCGCUGUCUACUCGUGGAGCCGCCAGCGCUUGCCAUGCCGCGUGGAAGCCGAAGCCGCACCUCCCGCAUGGCGCCUCCAGCCAGCCGGGCACCUCAGAUGAGAACUGCACCCAGGCCAGCACCAGUGGCCCAGCCGCCAGCAGCGGUCCCACCAUCUGCAGUUGGCUCACCUGCUGCUGCACCGCGGCAGCCAGGUCUGAUGGCCCAGAUGGCAACCACUGCAGCUGGCGUGGCUGUGGGCUCUGCUGUUGGGCACACACUGGGCCAUGCCAUCACUGGGGGCUUCAGUGGAGGAAAUAAUGCUGAGCCCUCAAGGCCUGACAUCACUUACCAGGAGCCUCAGGGAGCCCAUCCAGCGCAGCAGCAGCAGUCAGAACCGUGCUUCUAUGAGAUAAAGCAGUUUUUGGAGUGCGCCCAGAACCAGGGUGACAUUAAGCUCUGUGAGGGUUUCAGUGAGGUGCUGAAACAGUGCAGACUUGCAAAUGGAUUAGCCUAAUCAAGAAGUUCAAAUUGAA
Messenger RNA from Galeopterus variegatus (Sunda flying lemur), 641 nucleotides. RefSeq names its product coiled-coil-helix-coiled-coil-helix domain containing 2 (gene CHCHD2). Lineage: Eukaryota; Metazoa; Chordata; Mammalia; Dermoptera; Cynocephalidae. The transcript is spliced from 4 exons. Gene Ontology annotation, cellular component: nucleus; mitochondrion. Gene Ontology annotation, molecular function: sequence-specific DNA binding. The record is from RefSeq and is a predicted model, not a curated record. Bases 161 to 622 code for a protein of 153 amino acids. Gene Ontology annotation, biological process: mitochondrion organization; positive regulation of transcription by RNA polymerase II.